GCUUGGGAGGAGUCUGCAGUCUUUGGUACUUUCAGGUUUGCAUGCUUCUUCUCCCAGUAAAGAAGGGGUUGAGCAGGAGCGAAGGCACAGGGAUUUAACAAAGUACCAGGAAUCAACGCAGCUACUCACACAGCAAUUUCAGUCCAGUUACUCAACAUAUCCAACUGCUGAAGAUGGUCGAGGCAUUUUGUGCUACUUGGAAGCUGAUUGACAGCCAGAACUUUGAUGAGUAUAUGAAGGCACUGGGAGUUGGCUAUGCAACUCGCCAAGUGGGGAAUGUUACCAAACCAACUGUGAUCAUCAGCCAGGAGGGAGAGAAGGUGAUGAUCAAGACCCAGAGUACCUUCAAGAACACUGAAAUCAGCUUCAAGCUGGGAGAAGAAUUUGAUGAAACUACAGCAGAUGACAGGAACUGCAAAUCUGUGGUGACCAUGGAUGGAGAUAAAUUAGUUCAUGUACAGAAAUGGGACGGCAAAGAAACAAGCUUUGUUAGAGAAAUUAAAGAUGGUAAAAUGAUAAUGACCCUCACCUUUGGUGAUAUUGUUUCUGUUCGCCAGUACGAAAAGGCAUAAUCUUUGUUGAUGAAUACUUCUGGAUGAAAUGAAGAACUGUUUUGUCGCUAAAAUGAUAAUUGAAAAUGACAUGGAAGGAAAACUAAGUGCUAGUUUGUUUUUUAACUGUAUGCCUCCAAUUUAGUAAACUGUGAAUUGCUGCAAGUAAAACUUUUCAAUAAAACUUUGAAACUCCUGUGUGCAUUAA
Pogona vitticeps (central bearded dragon) is the source of this 759-nucleotide messenger RNA. RefSeq names its product fatty acid binding protein 7 (gene FABP7). The record is from RefSeq and is a predicted model, not a curated record. Lineage: Eukaryota; Metazoa; Chordata; Lepidosauria; Squamata; Agamidae. Gene Ontology annotation, molecular function: lipid binding.